AUGGGUAGAGCAGAAGACGAGAGAUGGAACGUUGCAGCGGCCGAAAGAGACGGCGUUAGCCCCGGCGGCAAAGCAAGAGAGGCUCGAGGCUGGUCUUCUCCCUCUCUCUCUCCCCCUUAUCUCUGUCUCUUCAAUUCUCUGGUUACCCCAUGGGGGCAUGACAGCAUAACCUACCAUUGUCGUCGAACUCUUCUUCUUCUUCUCUUCUUCUCCUCUUCUUCCUCUUCGUUGUCGUCUAUCUCCUCUUGUCUUGCUCUCUAA
Molecule: messenger RNA, 261 nt
Organism: Trichophyton benhamiae CBS 112371
Lineage: Eukaryota; Fungi; Ascomycota; Eurotiomycetes; Onygenales; Arthrodermataceae
Exons: 1
Coding region: 1-261 (86 amino acids)
Source: RefSeq, a predicted model, not a curated record